This is a messenger RNA of Olea europaea var. sylvestris, 2602 nucleotides long. RefSeq lists its product as uncharacterized. The transcript has 2 exons. The record is from RefSeq and is a predicted model, not a curated record. Lineage: Eukaryota; Viridiplantae; Streptophyta; Magnoliopsida; Lamiales; Oleaceae. The coding region runs from base 67 to 2427 and encodes 786 amino acids.
AGCAUCCCCAAUAUCUUAAAUUCAAAGCUGUACAUUCAUCGGAAGAGAGCUGAAUAAUUGAACAAAAUGAUUGACUCUAAAGCACCAAUGCCAUGGAUAGGCUUAUACGCUGCUGUGGCAUCUCUAAUAUGGACCGUUGCACUUUCGACUGCUACAGUGCACUCUGUCCGCCAUAGAAAAUUAUGGUUCCCUUGCAGAUAUUCUGCUCUCAAUGCUGCUUCCUUGACUGUGUUAGCCAUCGCAGUGAAGUUGUCAAUGGACCUAACUACCCCGAUGCCAGGUAUGUUUGAUCAAGCGGCUAAAAGUGUUAGCACUGCUUUCUUGUGUGCUUCAACCACUCAUUUCAUGCCUUCACUGGGAUCCAUGAGUGAUAGAGGUAUAUUAGUGAACUUGACUGCAUUGGGUAUCCUUAUAGUGACACUUACAGUAAAUGUUGUCAUCCAAGUAUUCACAGGCGUGAUUAAAGAUGAUUUCCAAGUGUUGGUUGUCUUUAUGAAUGUUUAUACGUUCAUUAUAUUGAGUUCUUCUGCUUUAACAGUGUCUACAAGUAAAAGAUAUUUGGAACAAAAGUAUAACGAAUUGCACAGAAGAAUUUCGUCGGAGGAACUACAAGGAAAUGAAAUAGUGGCCUUUGACAAGUUAAAGUUACACGUGAAGAAGUACUGGGUAAUGGCAGAAACAGGUAACCCUCAGUUUGUCAUGGCACGAUCUGAGGCCAGCGAUGUUUUAUUCAUGAUCUGCGUCAUUAGUUAUAUUUAUGAUGGAUCAGUAUUGUCAACAAACAAUAAGCCAGAAUUUGCUUCCGAUUAUAAAUGGUCAGUCUAUCUUAUUUAUUGGACUCAACAUGUAGGCAUGGCUCUUUGUGUUGUCAUGUCCUUGGGAAGAUUUUUAGUAGCUUUACUUCACACUGUACGGAAUAUUAGAAAAUGUACCAUCUCUAGCAUUUCCUUAGAAAUGAAGAAUUACAGGAUCAAAAGAUUGGUAGAGUGGAAAAAGGGACUUCCAUUGUUACAAGUUCGAGGCCAGAAGCUUAGAAAAAUUAUUUAUCACAUCAAAAAUUUACUUCUCAACAUUUGUAUAGGAAGUCAAAUAGUGAUUGUGAUUGUGAAUAAAUUGCUGGUGCCAAUCUCAAUUUUUGGAUCUAUCUGCUUAAUGGUGUGUUCAAUAAACGGUCCCAUAAUAUUUAUAAUCCCAUUGAUCAUCGUACUCUUUUUUUGUAUCUUGAGGAUGAGAAUCAUUAGGUGCUUGGUAAUGUUGAAGAAAUUUUUCUUAAGGGAAUCGGAGGCCUCAUGCAAUCCCAACAAAUCAAAAUACAUGCUUGGUUAUGAGCAAGAUCUAAAAAAUUUUGUUUUACUUCUAGAAAGUGAGGCAAUACAAGAUGGAUACCUGAUGUUCAUUAACACUUCUAUUAAUUCAUCCAUAAUUUUUGGUGCAAAGUAUCAGCCUAGAUAUCUAAUGGAGCUUAUGGAAAAUUCCACCAGCUUUGAGGGUGUAUUAGAAUUUGAAAGUGAUCUUGUCUCUCCGAUAAUUCUCAUAGAACCUCUUAAUUGCUGGAGUCUAUCCGUGGCAACACUAACAAGUAUCAUGAUUUCUCUUCCCAAUGUUCAAAAUGAGGAAAGGAAUCAGUUUUUAAGAAGCGUCAUUGAAGGUUUUAAGUAUGUGCGCCUUGUAGAGAAAAGUCUGGAUGUUCAUAAGAAAUUGUUGAGCAGCACGAGUGCUGCAGAUUUUGUGUGGGUUGUAGUUGAAUUGAGGCACAAGUGGUUAGACACGGACCUCCAAAAACUUGCGAGGGUAUCAAAAUCUGCCAAAGAAACUCUUCAAAAUCUAGCAAAUAAAAGUGAAGCAAUUUUGAAGGACUUCACAAGUAAAAUGAAUGAAAAUGCAACGGAGAGUCCCAUUAACUUGCCUGAAAAUGUCAUAAUUGCUAAUUCAAUGUACAAGAUAAGCAAUAGUUUGCUGUUGGUCUAUGACGAAAGCUAUCAUUCAGCAUCAGAUACUCAAGUGUUUGAGAGAUUGUCAGUUAUCGUUGCAGAUAUAAUUGCUUCAAGCCUGACCAAUUUACCUCAUGUUAUACUCAAGAAAUGUAACAAUUGCGCCCUAGAAAAAGGGGAGAAAGGUAUACGGGAAGCAACUCACCUUUUGGGAGAAACUCAAGGCAUUCUGAAAGCUCUUCAAAAGCAUGAAAUUCCUAAUCUAUCACCUGAUCAAUCAAUGUAUAUUGACGAAUGGCGUACUUUACUCAAAAACACUAACCAUGGUAUUUCGGCCCCAACUUCUAGCGGUGAGAAUAAUAUUACUGCUUCAAGUGGUGAGGUACAUUUAGAUGUACAAGAACUUCGUGCAAGUGCUACAGCAGGCAAUGCAGAGUCUCAUGUGACCGUGGAAGUGGAAGAGUUAGGAGACGAAAAAGAGAACCACCAAGCAUAAGACCUAACAUCUCCACUUUUUGGAAGUCAUUGUUAUAAACAUCCUUUUUUUCCUUUUUUUUUUUGUUUGGCCAUACAACUGUUGUGAAUUUCCAGUCAUUCGGUAACAUUUGUGUUAUCAUGAAAACCUAGUGGCAUAUUAUUACACAUUAUUAUGCAUAUUUUGAAGAUUAAAA